AUGUCGCAACCACGCAAAGUUGUCAAUUUCAACCAAAUGCAAAGUGCCCCGAGUGACAAUUAUCUCGACCACAUCUUGGAUAGCGACGAAGAGGAGAGCGACGAAAAGAAUGAGCCAUACCUCCCACCAGACUUAUCGUCUGCUUCCGAGACUCCAGCCGCGUCAUCUGCUGAUUCCAAUUGUCUAACUUCUGCAUUGGAAACAGUCAAAAUGGAACAAUCAGAAGCUUCGCCAGAACCAGUGGAUGAAUUAACCAUGGAACAAGAAAUAAGGCGUCUCAGUGAUUCGGAUCGUCGCGUCUAUCAAGACUUGUACGUCGAGCUCCGUAAUGAGCACCGUCAAUCCGGAAAAUACUUUUUGUUUACCAUGGGAUUUCCCACCGAGCAACUCCGAGAAGGCGCAACGGAACAUGUGAACGGAUACACUUCAGAACAAGCUGUCCGAUUCCUCGCCAUGACAAAAAUGGCGGAGAAGCGCGGAAUAUCGGAAGAAAUGCAAAAGUCAAUUCCUAAACUUACCGAAGGAAUCGAAUCUGCAAUGGUGGGCCGUGCUGUCGGUCAUUAUGGGAUCUACCAAAUCAGCGACGUCGGAAAAAACUUUGUGAGUGCCGAGGCGUAUCACGAAAACUUGGAAGAAAUUUCUACACUCCGAAUCGAUGAAACUUCGACAAUCCUCUACAAUGGAGCACGCUAUUUGUUUUGUCUCGAUUCCCUGAUGAUUGGUGAUACGAUUGCCGUGAAAAAGAUAAGAAAUUCGGAAGGAACAAACGUUGUUCACACUUUCUGUCUGUUCCGCAGAUCAAUUGUGCAAAAUCAAACUUUGAAUAUCGGAAAAGCGAUGAGAGCAGUGGUUUUUGGAACCGGUGAAGUCGCUGCGCCAAAAGAUGAAUCCCACUCUGCAAUUGGAGUUGAAUCAAGCGUUCACAAUGGAGACGUUUUUUACCCAGUGAAGAUGAGAAUGAAUCGAGGACCAGAAAUCGCGAAACCCAAUCGGAACCUAGUCACCGCCAUGCCGCUUGUUUUGAAUUUUGAAAAAAAUCGAGAACUUUACAAUAUUGAAAACAGUUAUAGUCGAUCUAACUUCCAGUACAACGAGCAACUUGUGAAUUACUGUGGAGUGAUGGGAAGUUCGGCACUGGUGGCCGCCAGAAAAGGUCUAUUCGAUGGGCGCAAGCACUCAGUUUCCCGAUGGAGUUUCGAGAUGUUGACGUCUGGAGAUGCUGGCUUUUCAGUGAAAAUGAAGUUGCCCGCAACCGGGUUUCCAAGACAAUGGUUCCCAGGGAUGCCAAUUUACAUUCAAGAUGUAGGAAGAGGAGAGAUUACUCAAAAAUUGGUUAACAAAGCAGUGCAUGUGAUUGUGAAAGCAACUGGAGAUUUCGAUUCGACCAAGUUCGCUGACACUACGGUUCCUUCAAGAUUAGUUCAUCAAAUUGGAAAGGAACAAGUACCCCCGUGCUUGCAACCUGGAUUCUUUGAACAGAUGGCGGAUGGAUCGAAUGGAAAAAAGAUAAUCACGGCUUUGUUCGGAGGAUUGUCAAUUGGAGAGAAUGGAGUGUGUACCAAAAGAGAAGGAUACAGUAAGGGAAAAGUUUCAAUGCUUCCGUCUCCGGUUGUCCAAAUUUUGGAUUCCCUGCCACCCACCAACCAUAAGUAUUCAGUAACUCCAAACAAUGCUCAAGCAACCUAUAUCCAUCGAAUCAGCCAACAGAAAUUACCAAUCACUGUCGGUGCUUUUCCAAUUAUCUCAGGAAAGAGUACAACCGUUGCCAUCGCAGCCCACGAAGCAGCUACUGCUAGACCGGAAACUCAACAAAUUGUGUUCUUACCUGAUGAGAAUCGAGCCCGAGUUUUCGCAACACAUUUUGAAAAUGUUGUAGGAAAGGGAGCCGCCAAACCUGUUCGUUUCAUCAGUGUCAAACAGUGGAAGAUGCAACCCAGAUCAGAAGAUACCAGCAUUGACUACCCGGUUCUGUUGACGCAGUUUCUUCAGAAAUUAAUUUCUGAAAAUCGCACCGCGCGUACAGACCUCUCAGGAACAGCAAAGUCCUAUCUCAAAAGCAUGGGGAGUGACAAUAAACUUGAUGAAUACUGGCUGAAUAUCUUCUUUGAUAUGGUUCGCCCACAAAUUGUGAUCUCAACUUUUGAGUCACUGUUCUCCAAUCCCACCGUCCUCCAACAUCUCAACAACGUGUCGACUGUUCAGUUCGAUGACUCCGAUCAGAUCCCGCAAUCCGAUGUUGUCCAAACAUGCGUCCAAUAUCCAUUGGCAACUUACGGAUUGAUGGGAGACACGGCAAAAGACCACAUCGUCCAUGAAUGCUUUGGAUGUCAUCAAGGGCGUAUAUCAACAGGACAACUUGUUGAAAAAGCGACGGAAUGGAAAAUAUUUCCGACUGUAAAUGGAAAGGUGAUUUAUUCUGUGAACACCAGAAUCGCCGAAAUGAUUGGAAAGCUGUAUUAUCAAAAUGAUGAUUUCACUGGAUCUGAGAAAAUAGGAGAUGUCAUCCAAAUGCGAGGUGAUAUCUGGACGAAUGAGUAUCCAAUCAAAAUUGUCGAUCAUAAAUUUGGUGCUCAAAAAGAAGAUAAGGACUUGGUUCCAAUGAUGAUGAGUUUACUGCAGAAGCUUUAUCAGCCUCAAGAUGACCAGACUGCCAUUUCACCAGAAAAGAUCGGAGUGAUGUGUUCUACACAAUCUCAAAUGAUAAUUCUCUCUGAAAUUCUCAAGAAUUCAGGAAUUUAUUGUGGAUAUCUGGAAAGCUUCACCGGAAACCAGAAAGAAAUCGUAGUUGUUUGGGGAGCCGCCCAAAAAUUGAAGGGAAAAGCUGCAACAAUGGAGGAAACGACAUCAAUCAUAGCAUCUGCUAAACAGUCCAUCAUCAUUUUUGAUUCGGCGAAACACAUGGAAUAUAGAUCUGGAGACCGAAAAGGACGCGGAUGGGGAGAUCUUGUAAAAAUCGUUCAAGAAAAUAAUGGAUUGACGCAAGCAACGGUAAGUUAG
Messenger RNA from Caenorhabditis remanei, 2997 nucleotides. RefSeq lists its product as uncharacterized. NCBI's taxonomy places the organism in Eukaryota, Metazoa, Nematoda, Chromadorea, Rhabditida, Rhabditidae. The transcript is spliced from 4 exons. The coding region runs from base 1 to 2997 and encodes 998 amino acids. The record is from RefSeq and is a predicted model, not a curated record.